AUGCGACCGGCUCGAGAUAACGCAUCAGGUGCAAGUAGCCCGAGGGUUCCUCCCGAUUUGGUGCGGAGCGCUCCGGCAAGCCUGCCCUCCCCGCCCGACCCGCUGGCCCACCGGCCCCGAAGCGCCCCUCCGACGGAGUCCCCUGGCCUUUUCACUGUGGCCGCUCCAGCCCCUGGAGCGCCUUCUCCUCCCGCCACGCUGGCGCACCUUCUUCCUGCCCCGGCAAUGUACAGCUUGCUGGAGACUGAGCUCAAGAACCCGGUGGGGCCGCCCACCCCAGCAGCAGGCACUGGAGGCCCCGCAGCCCCCGGCGGUUCAGGCAAGAGUAGCGCGAACGCAGCCGGCGGCGCGAACGCAGGCGGCGGCGGCAGCGGUGGCGCGAGCGGCGGUGGCGGGGGCAGCGACCAGGACCGAGUGAAGCGACCCAUGAACGCCUUCAUGGUAUGGUCCCGCGGGCAGCGGCGCAAGAUGGCCCUGGAGAACCCCAAGAUGCACAACUCUGAGAUCAGCAAACGUUUGGGCGCCGACUGGAAACUGCUGACCGACGCCGAGAAGCGACCGUUCAUCGACGAGGCCAAGCGACUCCGCGCAGUGCACAUGAAGGAGUACCCGGACUACAAGUACCGGCCGCGCCGCAAGACCAAGACGCUGCUCAAGAAAGACAAGUACUCGCUUCCGCCGCUGCUGCUGCGGCCGCCGCCGCCGCCAUGAGCCUGGGCCCCAUGGGCUCGGUGGUGAAGUCGGAGCCCAGCUCGCCUCCGCCCGCCAUCGCGUCGCACUCGCAGCGCGCCUGCCUCGGCGACCUGCGCGACAUGAUCAGCAUGUACCUGCCGCCUGGCGGGGACGCGGCCGAUGCCGCCUCUCCACUGCCCGGUGGCCGCCUGCACGGCGUGCACCAGCACUACCAGGGCGCCGGGACUGCGGUCAACGGAACGGUGCCGCUGACCCACAUCUGAGUUCCGGCCUGAGCUCGUCGCCCUUCGCCCCCACCCUGCCCCGCACCCCCGAGUUGGGACGCCUUGUUGUUUAGCUUUGCUUGCCUGGGACUGUUGCCUUGUACCGAAGAUGGGGAGGACAGAAAGUUUUGCUGUAGCUGUCGGGUUUUGUACAAAAGCAAGAAGAAGUCCGGAGCAGCGGAAAUGGGACUUUCUAGAACUGCCUGCCCCUUACCGCUGCCCCUCCCUCCCCCUUUGUAGGCUGGGAAUCGCGGUGAUGUUUGCAAAGAAAAAGCAGCCCCCUCCUCCUCCCGGGUUCUUCAGUUGCAUUUGAAAAUGUUGUCGCGUUAGUUUGCUAUUAAUGGAGGAGUGAGUGAGUGGGAGAAACAGACUCUCGGGUGAGGCUGGCCUGAGAACUGCGACGCCCCCGCCCCCAGUCGCGUUGCAUUUGUUUUCCUCUUGGUUUUGGGGGGGGGGGGCUGACCGCGCCGAGUGGCGCGGCAGCUAAAGCCAAUGUUAAUUUAUAGCCAGGUGUGCGCGUGUCUCCCGCCUCGCCGCCCCUGGCCGCGGGACAGCUUCUGUCCAGUCAGCUUUUAGGCUGUUGGUGAUUUUCUGCCGUGAUUUGUUUGCUAUUUCGUCACGCUAAUGUGUUCGGAUUUCGUUUGGGUGGUGGGGAAGGGGCUAUUUUGUUUCAGGUUUUUCAAGAUUUUACUCUUAAUUACUAAAUGAGAGAUCAAUAAAUUUUAUA
Molecule: messenger RNA, 1683 nt
Organism: Chinchilla lanigera (long-tailed chinchilla)
Lineage: Eukaryota; Metazoa; Chordata; Mammalia; Rodentia; Chinchillidae
Gene: Sox3
Product: SRY (sex determining region Y)-box 3
Biological process (GO): negative regulation of transcription by RNA polymerase II; positive regulation of transcription by RNA polymerase II; cell differentiation
Molecular function (GO): RNA polymerase II cis-regulatory region sequence-specific DNA binding; DNA-binding transcription factor activity, RNA polymerase II-specific
Source: RefSeq, a predicted model, not a curated record